Molecule: messenger RNA, 4867 nt
Organism: Penicillium brasilianum
Lineage: Eukaryota; Fungi; Ascomycota; Eurotiomycetes; Eurotiales; Aspergillaceae
Source: the annotation of a GenBank genome assembly
AUUUUUUGGGUUCGUCUCUCGCAGUAGAAACGGAGGAAGCAGACGGAAUGCUGGUUUGGGUAAACGGGCAGCAUAGCCUCACGUGUACUCGGGUACUUUGGUUGCCGUCUGUACUUCGUAGUACUUUUCUCAGUAUACUCCGUUGAUGUCCUCCAAGGCUCGCCACAAGUGCAUUGUCUGGUUGUUGGGAUCGCGACGGGGCCUGGAAGUCGUCACGGGCUCCAUUAUUGUAGUCCUUUUCCUCAACCCCAGAACCAGAGAGUAUUUGACUGUCUAAGCAUUACCCAAUUAACUUGAUUUAUUACCUCGCUUCCUAAUAAAUAAUUCCGAAUUAUUCCAUUAUCGUUUAGGGUGAUCGGGCGCUGGUCUUACUCGUACAUUUUCCGAAGUGGCAUUAUCCUUACCGUUUCCCCCCUCCGUGUCAACAACGAGCCCCGCGACACCCUUCCAACCCAAGUUCCAACCCUCUCCAUCGACCAUCUCCUCCACCUCCCUAACCACCUCCUUCUCUUUCCCCCCACACACCCACACAUCCACGCAUCCACACCCCAAAUUAACGGUUUGCAGUUUCCUCUCAGCCAGAUUUCUUCAUUUCCUUCGCUUUGGAUUUGUUUGCUCGGCUCCCCCCCCCCCUCCUCCGCCCAUCAUGGACGGCGACGAGCUGAUUGCCUCGGUCUACCGCAAGAUCGAGCGGGAGAAGGCCCUCAUCGCCGCCGCCAGUAACAUGCGACAGUCCACCGACAAUGUCCUAGUGCAACAGCGGGUCGAUGCCAAUAUCCGCGAUGGCCGUAAGAACAUCGCCUACCUCGAGGAGAAGAUGCGAGAGCUGCAGCUUCGUCAAAUGGAGCGGGAAGGCGGCGGCUCCCCUCAUGACUCUCGUCACCAGCAAGCUGGAGGGCCACCGCUUCCCCCAAAAGAUUCUCCGGGUUACGUGGGUGGUGAAGGCCAUGCGCUUUAUCCUCAGGGCGGCGCGGGGUCGAUGCCUGCGGGAGCCCCGUUUUCUGACCCCCGGCCCUACGCUCCGAUUCCCAAGGCGCGGCCAAAUUACACAAAGCUCGAUCUUAUCAAAUAUGACACUCCCUAUCUCGGCCCGAAGAUUCAGCUCAUGCUGUCUCAACUAGAAUUCAAGCUGAGCGUGGAGAAACAAUACAAGGCGGGUAUCGAGAAGAUGGUCCGGCUGUACCAAGAUGAGGGUGAUCGGAAGAGCCGCGCCGAUGCCGAAGGCCGUCGCGUUGAAAGUAACCAGAAGAUUCAGUUGCUGAAGCAGGCCUUGAAGCGAUAUGAGGAUCUUCACGUUGACAUCGAAUCUUCCGAUGCUGCAGACGAUGAGUCGCUUAGCAGCCCCAACAUGCGCAAGCCCUUGACCGGUCUUCUCACGAUGCGAAUUCAUGCCGUCAAAGAUGUCGACCAUGCUACCAGCUCACGAUUCUCCCGCGGUCCCGAGACUUUCGUUAUUGUCAAGGUGGAAGAUGCAAUCAAAGCCAGGACAAAGGCUACUCGAAACGAUAAAUGGCUGGAUGAAUCUUUCUCUAUUGAUAUUGAUAAGGCAAAUGAGAUCGAACUGACUGUUUACGACAAGUCUGGAGACCGCCCAACACCUAUUGGCAUGCUCUGGGUGCGCAUCUCCGAUAUCGCAGAGGAGAUGCGUCGCAAGAAGAUCGAGACUGAGCUAAAUGCCUCCGGAUGGGUUUCGGCGGACAAAAUGGAUGGGUCGGGCACUCCCCGAUCUGAUCACCACCCAGGAUCUCAGGGCUCCUCACAUGGUGGACCGGGUGGUGCCAACUUCGGUACAAUGGCGCCUCCUGGUGGUAAUCCACAUGGCGACAACCCGAAUGCGCCUCCGACAGUGAUGAUUGAUUCAUGGUUUGCUUUAGAGCCAUUUGGUCGUAUCCAACUCCAGAUGAGCUUCGCCAAGCAACUGAAGGAUCGUCGUCCAUUCGACAUUGGUCUCAAUCGACAGGGUGCUGUUCGGCAGAAGAAGGAAGAGGUCCACGAAAAGCAGGGUCACAAGUUCGUCACCCAGCAGUUCUACAACAUCAUGCGCUGUGCGCUGUGUGGAGAUUUCCUCAAGUACGCCGCGGGUAUGCAAUGCGCAGACUGCAAGUAUACUUGCCAUCGUAAAUGCUACCCGAAGGUUGUUACCAAGUGUAUCAGCAAAGCAAACUACGAGACCGAUCCCGACGAGGAAAAGAUCAACCAUCGGAUUCCCCAUCGUUUCGAAGGCUUCUCCAACCUUUCUGCCAAUUGGUGUUGUCACUGCGGUUACUUGCUGCCGUUUGGACGCAAGAAUGCCAAGCGUUGUACCGAAUGUGCGCUUACUUGCCACGCUCAAUGCACACAUCUUGUGCCUGAUUUCUGUGGCAUGUCGAUGGAAGCCGCAAACCAGAUCAUAGACGCUCAGAUUCGCGCAAAGCAUCACAACAAAUCUACAUCUGUCAGUUCUGGUCUCAGCGGUCGUACCCUUCGACCAGGCGGUCCGCCGCAACCCCCUCCUGACAAUACCGCCCUUUCCUACCCCCACAAACCCACCAACGGCCCCUACGGGGCGCUUCCUAGACUGCCCUCAGCCGAAGCGGUAAGCGCUGCGACUAACUCUUAUAUGACUCCACAGUCACCAAUAGCUGCUAUCCAAACCGGUCGUCAACCGUUGUCACCGAAAACGCCCCCCGCUGCGUCUACUGCACAGGCUGCGGCGACCGUUGCGACAGGACGAACCCCUGUGCAACCCCCAACGGAAGCGGCUCGCCCUCCAGUGCAGCCACAACAACCUCCAUCACAUGCCCACUAUGACCCAGGCUCCUAUGUUAACUUCCAGCAACCGCCUCCGGUUCAGCAGAUUCAGAAGCCCAGUGGGCCCGCUCCCUACCCCAUGCCCCCGCCCCAGCAACAGGUGCAGGCUAUGCCACCUCAGAUAGCCCCGCCGCACAAGGAGCCAGAAUCACCCGUCGUCCAGUCCAAGGCUCGUAUUGGAUUGGAUCAUUUUAACUUCCUUGCCGUGCUUGGUAAGGGUAACUUCGGAAAGGUCAUGCUGGCUGAAACAAAGAGCACUCGGAAGUUGUAUGCCAUUAAGGUGCUGAAGAAAGAGUUCAUCAUCGAGAACGACGAGGUGGAGAGCACCAAAUCUGAGAAGCGUGUCUUCUUGAUUGCCAAUAAGGAGCGACACCCUUUCCUCUUGAAUCUGCACGCUUGUUUCCAAACGGAGACUCGUGUAUACUUUGUUAUGGAGUAUAUCAGUGGUGGUGAUCUGAUGCUUCACAUUCAGCGUGGUCAAUUCGGAUUGAAGCGGGCACAGUUCUAUGCUGCGGAGGUCUGCCUGGCUCUCAAGUACUUCCACGAGAAUGGCGUCAUUUACCGUGAUUUGAAGCUGGACAACAUUUUGCUCACCCUUGAUGGCCACAUCAAGAUUGGUGAUUACGGUCUUUGCAAGGAGAACAUGUGGUACGGCUGCACCACUAGUACCUUCUGUGGUACUCCUGAGUUCAUGGCUCCCGAGAUUUUGCUGGACAAGAAGUAUGGUCGCGCUGUGGAUUGGUGGGCAUUUGGUGUCCUCAUCUACCAGAUGCUCCUGCAACAGUCUCCCUUCCGUGGUGAAGACGAGGACGAAAUCUACGAUGCCAUUCUCGCAGAUGAGCCCCUCUACCCCAUUCACAUGCCUCGUGAUUCCGUCUCAAUCCUGCAGAAGUUGCUGACCCGUGAGCCCGAGCUGCGUCUGGGCUCCGGCCCCACUGAUGCUCAAGAGGUCAUGUCGCACGCCUUCUUCCGGAACGUUAACUGGGAUGAUAUCUAUCACAAGCGGGUUCCUCCUCCCUUCAUCCCUACCAUCAGCAGCCCCACGGACACCAGCAACUUCGACCAGGAGUUCACCAGCGUGACUCCCGUCCUGACACCCGUGCAGUCCGUGCUGUCACAGGCUAUGCAGGAAGAGUUCCGCGGCUUUUCCUACACCGCCGACUUUGCUUGAUUGCGUGUGUUGUUGAAAACCGCCAUGUUAUCUUUCCGCCCGAGCACCUGUUCAUCCACUCGGCAAUGAGUCGAUUCGACGGGACCUGACAGCGUCACGUCCGGAUCCACACUGCCGCGUGCGAGGUAAUCCACUUCGUAAUUCCGCGCUGAAUAACUCUAUUUCUCUUCGAAUCGCCCUGCUCUACAUACCCAUCGCAGUUGUUACCCAUCGCAGUUGUGUUUGGUUUAGCGAUCGGCGUAGACGCCGACUCUAACCGUUACCCUUAAGCAUUAAGCAUGCUUCGUUUGCUGAAUGAUAUGAGUAAUGGAGCAACGCUGUUCUUUUUCUGUUGCUGUGUUUAUCAUCUGUUUAUCUAAAUUGCUUGUUCUUUUGUUUCUUGAUUUAUCUCUCUAUCCCUAUCCGGCGAAUCAUGUUCUCGUUAAUUUCUUCGUUCCCAGCGCCGGAUCCACGACUGUUCUGCGCCAUGCUGGGUUUGUCACCAAGGAGGAGGUCCGGGGUGGUGACUUGGAUGACUCUCGAGCAACUGUCAGUCACCGAGAUGAAUCCACUAAAUGGCUGGUUACGAGUGGCAUGAACGAAUAGGCAUGUGGUGCACUUUCAACCCAAAAAAGUCGAGAUGAUGAUGACGAUGUCGUUGCAUGAGUGGGUCUGAGGAUUGGCGUAACUUCAUCUACUAUUUCUCUUCGUUUCUUCGUUAUUUUCUCCUGUUUUCUUUCGUCCAAGGAUGCCAGCGCAUGUGUUGCCGGGUCUGGGGCUGCGCUCCUCUUGAAUGGUUCUGCCCUCAUGUUGUUGGAUGAGUAUCUGAUUCCCAUAGCUCUGUGAGCAAGAGAUGCAAAUACGAACUAAUACAUCCUGUUCUUUUUAUGUUAAAUUGUGGGACUUGUGGUCGUAUAUCCAGAAAAA